This is a messenger RNA of Ilex paraguariensis (yerba mate), 4368 nucleotides long. The record is from the annotation of a GenBank genome assembly. NCBI's taxonomy places the organism in Eukaryota, Viridiplantae, Streptophyta, Magnoliopsida, Aquifoliales, Aquifoliaceae.
AUGGAAGAUCAAUUCUCAAAGUUACACCCAUGCUUGCCUUUGAGCACAAGGAUUGGGAUAGUAGGAGCAGGUCCAAGCGGCUUAUCAGCUGCUUAUGCACUAGCUAAGCUUGGUUACAGUAAUGUAACCUUGCUAGAGAAAUAUCAAACAGUUGGUGGCUUGUGUGAAUCAAUUGAUAUUGAAGGAAAUACCUAUGAUCUGGGAGGUCAAGUUCUUGCAGCAAACAGUGCUCCCACCAUUUUUCACUUGGCAAAAGAGAUUGGGUGUGACCUAGAAGAAAUGGACUCCCACAAACUUGCCCUCAUUGACAGUUCUACAGGAAAGUAUCAUGACAACCAAGUUGCAGAUGAUUAUCUAUCUGUAAUUUCACUGACUUUAGAACUCCAGGACAAAGCAAAGGAUUCAGGUCGAAUUGGUGUGCAUGCAGUUAGUGAUUUAGCUUCAGAUUUAACUCCAACAUUUCUCAAGGAUCGUGGAUUCAAAUCUGUUCCCAAAUCCGUGGCUUAUGGGUACACUGCUUCUGGAUAUGGUUUUGUGCAAGACAUGCCUUACGCAUACAUUCAUGAGUUCACCCGCACUUCUAUGGCCGGAAAAAUUCGACGAUUUAGAGGUGGAUACAUGAGUUUUUGGCAGAAGGUCUGUGAAUCUCUGCCAAUUGAAGUACACUGCAACACUGAAGUGAUGGCAGUAAGACGCAGUUCGUCUGGUGUCAGUAUUGAUGUCAAAAAUGCUAAUGGAGAAGUCAAAGUAAUGGAAUUUGAUAAGAUCAUUAUUUCUGGGGCUUUCCCCUUUAGGAAUGGAAAAGUUUACAGAUCACCAGUUUCUAACUUAGCAGAAACUGAGACUCAAGUUAUGGAUUUGAAUGAACUUGAAAAGGAAUUGUUCAGUAAAGUAGAGAUUAUCGACUACUACACUACUGUUCUGAAGAUUAAGGGCUUUGAACAUAUGCCAAUCGGGUUUUACUACUUCGAGGAAUUCAUGGAAGAUCCUGCAACUAUGGGGAAUCCAGUUGCAAUGCAAAGAUUCUAUGCAGACACAGAUGUUUUCUUGUUCUGGUCUUAUGGCAAAUCUGCCAACAUUGGGGGACCAAAGGUCGCAGAGCUUGCAAUUGAUGCAGUUAGAAGAAUGGGGGGGAAUGUAGAGAAAGUAGUUCUGCAGCGGCAAUUUAAGUAUUUCCCUCAUGUCAAGAGCCAAGAUAUGAAGGACGGGUUCUACGAGAAAGUAGAGACUGAACUUCAGGGUCAGCAGAACACUUACUAUUUGGGUGGACUUGUGGCAUUUGAGCUCACAGAGAGAAAUUCAUCUUACGCCAUGGCUCUAAUCUGCAAGCACUUUGGAAAUGAUAGUCCAUUGCCAAUGUUUCCUUAUGUCAAGAGAUUGUUUUCACUACAGUCAGAUUGUCGGGAUGGGAAUCCCAAAAAGUUAGAUGAGUCCCGAGGAGUGGAGUUCCCCAAUUUGUGUAGCCUUGAUGCAUAUUUGAAGCACUGGGGAACUCAUAAUGUCAUUCAAAACAAGACCCUCUAUACAUGGAUUAAUGAGGAAGGGGAAGGUGUGUGCCAGAGGACUUACAGAGAACUUCACGCCAAUGCUUCUUGCAUUGCCCACAAGCUCUUGACUAGCAGCAAACCAGUUAUCAAACCUGGUGACAGGGUUCUCCUUGUCCACGUCCCAGGUCUAGAUUUUGUUGAUGCUUUCUUUGGAUGUUUAAGAGCCCGUGUAUUACCUGUUCCAGUUCUUCCCCCGGAUCCACUUCAAAGAGGUGGACAAGCACUUUUGAAGAUCGAAAACAUCGCUAAAUCAUGCAAUGCAGUGGCAAUUCUAUCCAGCGUUGGGUAUCAUGGAGCUGUUCGGGCAGGUGCAGUGAAGAACUUGAUCUCGUUUUCCGGUAAAAAUGGCAAAUGCUCAGCUCGCUGGCCAAAUCUUCCCUGGUUACAUACAGAUUCUUGGAUCAAGAACUCCAAAAGUAUGCUUCCGCAAGACAAAGAGUAUCGAUCUGAACCUGAGAAAGAUGAACAGUGUUUUCUGCAGUUCACAUCAGGAUCUACUGGUGAUGCAAAAGGAGUGAUAAUAACCCAUGGUGGGCUCAUUCAUAAUGUAAAGUUAAUGCGAAAAAGAUACAAGAGCACAUCAAAUACGGUACUAGUAAGUUGGCUUCCUCAAUAUCAUGACAUGGGAUUGAUUGGGGGACUUUUUACAGCUUUGGUUAGUGGGGGAUCUGCAAUAUUAUUUUCUCCAUUGACUUUCAUCAGGAACCCCCUCUUGUGGCUUCAGAUCAUGAGCAAGUAUCGGGCAACUCACAGUGCUGGCCCCAACUUUGCUUUUGAACUUGUAGUUCGAAGAUUGGAGGUUGACAAUAGCAAGGUUCAGAACUAUGAUCUUUCUACCAUGAUUUUUCUCAUGGUUGCUGCUGAGCCAGUUAGGCAGAAAACUUUAAAGAGAUUUGUUGAGCUAACUAGUCCUUUUGGCCUCUCGCAAGAGGUGAUGGCUCCUGGUUAUGGAUUGGCAGAAAAUUGUGUAUUUGUUAGCUGUGCGUACGGAGAAGGGAACCCUAUCUUGAUAGAUUGGCAAGGAAGGGUCUGUUGCGGUUACGUGAAUCCAAACGAUGCAGAUAUUGACAUCAGAAUAGCCAACCCAGAUACUGGUAAAGAGCAUGAAGAAGUUGGAAAGGAAGGAGAGAUAUGGAUUAGCAGCCCAAGUUCUGGAAUUGGGUAUUGGGGCAGGGAAGAUUUGAGUGAGAAAACUUUCAGAAAUGAGCUUGAGAUAUUCCCCGGUAGAAAGUACACAAGAACAGGGGACCUGGGACGGAUAAUUGAUGGGAAAUUGUUCAUUACUGGAAGAAUCAAGGAUCUUAUAAUUGUGGCCGGAAGAAACAUAUAUUCGGCGGAUGUAGAAAAGACGGUUGAGAGCUCAUCUGAACUUCUACGCCCAGGUUGUUGUGCUGUCAUUGGGGUUCCAGAGGAAGUCUUGUCAACAAAAGGUAUCUCAGUGCCAGAUAGUUCUGAUCAGGUUGGCUUAGUUGUCAUUGCAGAGGUUAGAGAUGGUAAACCUGUUGGUAAAGAGGUGAUUGAACAAAUUCAAGCCCGAGUCGCCGAAGAACAUGGUGUAAAUGUUGCUUCGGUUAAGCUAAUCAAGCCCAGAACCAUCAGUAAAACAACUUCCGGGAAGAUCAAGAGAUUUGAAUGCCUCCAGCAGUUUAGUGAUGGAACACUAAACUUAGUUCCAGAGCCAAUUCUGUGUAAACGAAAAUUGAUACGGUCUUUCACUACAGGCACGUGUAGGGAGGGGAAAACCCCUCGACCCCAGCUGGUGACAAGUUCUCCUUCACCAAAUCCCAGAUUGAGUAACAAACAAAUUAUUGAGUUCUUGAAGGGGCUAGUUUCUGAGCAGACUGGGAUUUCUAUAAACAAGAUCUCUCCAACUGAAAGCCUGGUAUCUUAUGGGAUUGAUUCAAUUGGUGUGGUCAGAGCAGCUCAAAAGCUUUCAGAUUUCCUAGGAGUACCAGUUGGGGCAGUUGAUAUAUUCACUGCAACUUGCAUUCAGGACUUAGCAAGCUUCUCAGAGAAUCUUGUCAUGAAGUCCCAACCUCAGAACAUGACAACUCUUUCCUAUCUUCCAGAAUCCGAGAUUGAUUCUGCUGAGUUGAUAAUUGAAGUUUCCCUGAGUCACCAAUUGGGUAUCUUCUUGUUACAACUUGUAGCUCUUACAUAUGUUUGUGCCAUGCUGAUCCUCCCUACAAUUCUCUCACUUUCUGCUUUUAUGAAUUUGAUAUCUUCAAGCCAUAACUUGAUCGAAGUGAGUCCCUGGUUGGGCUAUACAAUUUCCCUAGUGUUCGCCCCUCUUUCUUGGAUCCUUUGCAUGUUCUUUACAUGCAUUUGUAUUGCUUUGUUCGGGAAUUCAUUCCUUCAACCAAAUUAUGCACUGACCCCUGAAGUUUCCAUCUGGUCAACGGAUUUUGUUAAGUGGUGGGCACUCUACAAGGUCCAGGAAAUUGCUUCAAACGUUAUGGCAGUACAUUUGAGAGGAACAGUGUUCCUGAAGUACUGGUUUCAGAUGUUUGGAGCUAGGAUAGGAUCGUCAGUUUUGCUUGAUACAGUUGACAUUACAGACCCAUCUCUGGUUUCAAUUGGAGAUGGAACAGUGAUUGCAGAAGGAGCACUGAUUCAAAGCCAUGAAGUGAAGAAUGGAACCUUGAGUUUCCUCCCAGUUAGAAUUGGACGAAAUUCAUCCGUUGGACCAUAUACUGUAAUCCAAAAAGGAAGUGUUUUAGGAGAUGAGGCAGAUGUACCAGCCUUGCAAAAGAUUGAAGGAGGAAAGCAUAUUUUGAAGUCCAACAAGGUUAGCAAUUUUCCAAAAGUAAGCACUUCCUGA